UUUGAAAACUGGGGUUCAGAUCUUUGAAGGGACGUUUGCAUUCACCAGGGCGAUGGCGAGGCAUCAAGUUGAUUUGUUCUCGGCAGCUGUGGCAUUGAACCUGAGGUUGCAGUGCUACUUCUCUUCAUCUGAGGAGAUGACAAGGAAGAUUAUUCUGCGUCUCAUUGUCAAUGCUGCACGUGUCAUGCCAGACACACAGCACAAAGACUGGCAAAAGGAUGGAACUUCCGGAGAGGCUGGGGGGAUCCCAACAUCAACAGAUUCAACACCCAGUUUUCAGAUUCAGAGAACAAAGCGGGGAUUUCCUCCAAUGCCAGAGGUGGAGACUCUCCCAGAGACCCUGCUGGUAACCUUCCCAUGGUUUAAUCCUUUAAGUGCCCAUGCAGUCCUGUCCUCAGCCCCCUCACUGAUGGAAUUCUUCAACUACAGUUUCCAGCAGCAAAGAGAUCUGGUUGCUCCAUUUGGCGUUCCAGAGCGAGCGCUUGCAGCUCUGCAAUCGAUCUGCAAUCUUGACUUGAAGGUCACCGGCAAGCUUCAUACUCUUGGAGAGGCCGUCUUUCCAGAUGUCAUUGGGAGAUGUGAUGCAGGACCUGCUCUUACCACUGAGCCAUGUGAACCGGGGUCAUCUUAUCGUCAUCACAACGUCGUCAACACGGAAAACCAUGGGCGAAGUAUCCUUCCACUCCCAGUUGCUCAAGUGGAUCACUCGUUAGACAGGCCAUGUUAUCGGACGAUUGGAGAAGGGCCCCUACCGCCUAUCCGUGAUGCAUCUAGCAAGUAUAAUGACCAUGCUAGCGAUCAAGCUGCCUUCACUGUUUCACCUGAUGUCCCAGUCUGGCAAGGUCUUGCUAAGGAGUCUAAGAAUGCUGGCUAUGAGCAUGCCUGUCUUCUUAAGCAGGUUGACGUCAAGCAUUGCCCUCGGGUUGAGAAAUUUCAGCAGAAUAUGUCUCAGCCUGAUCCUUAUGUGCUGCACCAGGACACCACAAUUACUCACGAUGGGCGAUUCUCAUCGUGUGGAGGCUCUCCGCAUCCGCACCUCUGUCAUGAGAAUCAUCAUGUUGGGCAGUAUGCGGAAGUGGCCCAUCACGUCAACUCUUCUCGAGCGGGUAUGCCUAUCGUGCGUACUGCCUGGCAUGAUCAACAAGCAAACCACAAAGAGGCUAUGUGCUCUAAGAUGGGUAAUGCCAUGGAAGCAGACACUUUGCAGCAUGCAGAUGCCACAAUGCCUGCAUGGUCUCAAAGGCUCGACAGCAGGAAUGUUCAUUCCGCCAUGUUACACCCUGAGCAUCAUGAGCAUAGAAGUUCAAACAGAGGCAAUGGGUGUGUUCGAGACAGCGACUGGCAGUUGCGGGGAUCUCGGUCUGCAGCAAUGUCGAAUCCCGGUUUGCAAUCCUUCCACCAUGCAAUGUGCACAGCACCAGAGCCGAUACAAUCUGACGGAAGGAGGCUUAGCGAAACAAUGCCACAUGGACACAUGGGACCAGGGGAAACUCCUUUAUCAAGAUCCAGAAAUACGGCUACGGGUGCUACCUGUGUCCCCGCACCAGUCCAAAGAACACCCUCGUACCAUAAUUAUGGCAUCGUAAGACCUUCUGUGAGUGGACAACGCAGCGACUUACCUGGCACGAUCAAUCAGCAAACCCGAUGUCAGCAACAUGAACAUCCAAAUAUGGGUGCUGCAAACUCCAGUGAGGCCUGCCCAGACUGUCGGGCCUCUGCUUGCUAUUGUGUUGCCUAUUCUUAUAGCAAUCCCUAUUCAAAAUCGAUGGCGUGCCAUCGUCCCAAUGACAACUACAGAGCCAAUCCUUCCUGCCAUUGCUGUUUUCUCCAAAACAACAUACGCAAAGCAUCCCCUUUCGGGGCAUCAAAGUGUGAUGGUGAUAAUGGGGAUGGGAACCCUGGAUUGCAGUGCUGUGGAGGAGAAGGCUUGGACCCUUGCUGCCAUCCUCGUUCCCGAUUCCGAGGAGGAGACGAAAGAGGGGCAGAAACCAGAGAAAGAGAUGGCAUGUUUCCCUCUUCUCAUCGGGCGGAUAGAUGUGGGGGAUCAUUGUUCCCCAACAAUCUGUCUCAUAGCACUUACGCUGUCAAUGAUGACAGCGUUGACCUUAGUGUUGGUAACAUGGAGAGGAAGAAGCCUGCCUUCUGCUGCCCAAAAUUUUCGAGCCCACAUUAUUUAGGUCAUAGGGCUGACAAAAAGGCUAUGAAUGUCCACCAUGCCCCCUUUUAUCCAUCGGCAACUGGGAUGGCAGAGGAUGGAAGGAAGAACAGCAACUCCAGGCCCUCUGAUUGGCACUGUCGGCUGGAUGACGCCCAAGUGAAGGAGAGUGAUCAGGGCAAGUGCGAUCCUGUGACUUGUGAUGGUAUGGUUGAUGUGCAUCAAGGGCAGAGAAUUCCAAACUUCUGGCCUGGCCUCCGGGAGGACCUCUUGGAAACUUUUUGUGAGGGUACUGCCAGUCAUGUGAACAAUCAGGUCCCUAUCACGCAAGGUCACAGAAUCUUUGGCCAGAUGAAUCAGCCAGAUGAGUGUUUGGUGAACAGGAAUGCUGCCGAGUUACGUGAUCGACGAAACCCAGACAACCAUUUCUGUGGAAGUGGGCAUGAUGGUCUCCAUAAGAGCCCUGUACGAAUCUUUAAUAAGAGGAAUCAGGAUGAUUGUUUGGGACGAGAACCGGCUGCGGAGGAGAGUCCUUUGGGAAUGACCAGAGUUCAGAAGGGUGUGGAAUCAAUGGAUAAUCAUCUGCGCAUUUGGAGCAACCAAGGCCUUACUAAGAGACCGAUAUGCACCGUCUAUGAGGGUCCUUAUCGAGCAAGCAAACUGCGAAAGGAUGAUAGUGAUGGUUCAGAACGGAGGGGCUUGCAAUCAGAUGAUGAGGAUCUGGAGUUGCCAAGUCGCAUUUAUAAUGCCGCCUCCGACGCGGACAGUCAAACACGCAGAAGGACAGAUGAAUUCUGUAAUCCCAGGAUCCUUUCUCCCGUUCGUAUGUAUCUCCGCAACGAUAAAGACAACUGUAACAACGGUGUACAUGCAUCGGGCACCUCCUUUGCUGAUGAUCAACAGUGUCUGCAAUUGCCGAGAGAUGGCAUGUUGGCGGACAGAGACGAUGGACGGUCUGUUGGGAUGGUGAGGAGCAGUGCCGACAUUGGUCUCUCAGCAAGUGAUUUCGAUCCACUGUGCGACAUUCCGGCUCCGCGUGCUUCUGGAGGCCUGGGAAUCUCAAGGACAAAGAGGAAGCUGGAGCCGAUUGGCCAAAGGGUUGAUUAUGGUGAUGAAAAAAGGGGCCAUCGUUUUGGCCUUUUUGGACUUGAAGGAGAGGCAGAGGGAAGAAGUGAUGUGGAUGGAAGACGUGCCCAGGGAUUGCUCGAUAGCAUUUACAUGAAGGAUGGCAGUGAGCGUCCUGUAAAGCGAACAGUAGAUGAAACAACGUCACCGAGACGAUCUCCGAUCACACUCAACUCCCUUGAAACUCGAACGGUAGAUGAAACAAUGUUUCCGAGGAGAUCUGCGAUGAAGUUUCAGUCCCUUGAAACUACAUGGCACACAGAUGUUGACUCAGACAAUGAGAAGAGAGCUGAAGCAGUGAGAGCGAGGUCGCAAAAGAGACAGCGCACUUGGGGCUUAGGAGGGGAAAUUACAGGCGGUGCACUCUUUCCGUCGAAGGAGGAAAAGGAGUUCUCAGGGUUAAGAAUUCCAUCACGAAGGCCGUUGAUGUGUCCCACUCCUGAUGACAAGAAGGCAAACCAGGUACUAUUUCAACACAUUUUGUCGAUGAAGAGUUGGAUUUCCUUUCCUGUGUGCUUGGGUUGCGGCCCUUGUUUUGAGGAUUGGAAAAUCUUCUGAAAAGCUUGAAAUAAGCCAUAACUACCCCUGUGCUUAUCCCUGGGUUCUCUGCAUUCAGCAGAGGGCUCUGUCACCAGGCUUGCAUGGAUUCUUGGCGUCGAUUCGUGUUAUAGCAUGUUUUGCAAUU
This is a messenger RNA of Chara braunii, 3965 nucleotides long. The record is from the annotation of a GenBank genome assembly. NCBI's taxonomy places the organism in Eukaryota, Viridiplantae, Streptophyta, Charophyceae, Charales, Characeae.